AUGCAAAGAAGUCGUGAAAGAUCAUAUCAGAAGCAAAUGGGUUUGAAAGCGGCGCGUGAAAAAAAUGAACGUGAAUUGAAUAUGAAAACGAAAGAUAUCACUAGAAAGUAUAAACAAUAUUUACAAAAAAAGGUCAAAUUGCAGAAAAAUCAGAUGUCUUCAAACUUUAAUUUACAUUCAACACCAAACAGUUGUUUUCCAGAUGAAGGAGGAGUUCACGAAGAAGGAUCGUUUGACAGAAAUGUUGUUUUAGAACAUCAGAUGGUUGAGCUUCCUGAAUCGAAGGAAGUAAACAAUGAAUCGCUUCAAGACAAUUUCGAUAGAAAUAAUUCUGGGUCACCAAUCAAGGAAACAAAACAGUCAUCCAUUCGGGUAAAGCAAUAUCGUGAAACAGCAGGUGGUGUCGAUGAAUCAAUGAAGUAUGCAAGACAUGAGUAG
Molecule: messenger RNA, 438 nt
Organism: Loa loa (African eye worm)
Lineage: Eukaryota; Metazoa; Nematoda; Chromadorea; Rhabditida; Onchocercidae
Exons: 5
Coding region: 1-438 (145 amino acids)
Source: RefSeq, a predicted model, not a curated record